GAGGUUGAGGUUUAACUCAAAAAUGUAGCAAAGUGUGCGUGAGCAGCAGUUAGGGUAGUAAAGGCGACGGAGAGUUAAGCUGAAUAGGGUAUUUCCAUGGAAUGAAAAGAGCUGCGUGUGGGGAAGAGGGAAAAACACGUCAGAAAUGUCACUAUACAAGCUAUGUCGACCGGUAUCAAGGCGUGUUUGAUGUUGUCAGUCUUGUGGCGGAGUGGGACUGCUGGGGGGCGCAAAAUUCAGCAAUGCAGCAAAAACAAAGCCAAACUGGUAAGGAACGACGAGCUUUGUUUCGAAUGUAGUGGAGCGGGAUCGUGCGUUGACGUCUUGUGCGGCCGGCGACUGUGUCUGCAGAGGAGGCUAAUAUGUAGGGGCAGUCGCAGAGAACUGACUAUAUUUAGAACGCAGGAGGCGUGGAUGAUCGUCCGUAGGUGUCAACUACCUAGACUAGCGUAGAGGCACAGGGGCACAGAGGCGGCACCGACGCUAGGCGAACGUCGAUAAUGAAAACAAACAACCGUCGUGCACGGAGGCAUUCAAUGCAGUCCCAGAGGGAAGAAAAACCGGUCGCGCACC
Pichia membranifaciens NRRL Y-2026 is the source of this 573-nucleotide messenger RNA. RefSeq lists its product as hypothetical. NCBI's taxonomy places the organism in Eukaryota, Fungi, Ascomycota, Pichiomycetes, Pichiales, Pichiaceae. Bases 163 to 453 code for a protein of 96 amino acids. The transcript has a single exon. The record is from RefSeq and is a predicted model, not a curated record.